UGAGCUGCAGUCUAAGCAAACCUCCCUAAAAGCGUUUCUCCAGUGAGAGACAGAGCCGGUGGAGGCGCGCUUUUGUCCUGGGCAGGAGGCGGAGCUGGUGAACGAGCACAGCCUACCAAACAGUGCGUGUAUGUGUGUGUGUGAAAGAGAGAGAGAGCGCGCGCAAUGAAUAUGGCCAGAGAGAGUGAAUAAAACUAGCUCCGGCACUUGUUCGUCACACAUUUGUAAGUGUGAAACAACCAGCGGCAGCGCGCUGGAUUCUUCGCGCGUACGCAACCAGACACGUUCCCGCGUAAGAGCUUCAGAAACCAAAGCAAAUAGUUUUGCAUUUACGGAGCAUCUCUGUUAAUUCUUACGAGUUCUCUGACCGGCGUUGUGGGGAGGUCGCGCUUCUCUCCCGCAUUUGAACUCUCACCAUCCUGCCGUCUUCAUCUCUCUGAUCCCUCCGCGGAGAUCCAUCUGAACCUGAACAGCGCCGUACCGGACCGUUGGAUUUGGGUUGACGCCGUGGGGACAGAGGGAGGGGGUCUUCAUCAUGGAUUCUGACUUUUUAAACACUUAAACCGAUGCACCGAAAGCCCAUACUGAAGAAGUUGAUCGCGCUUUACAGUAGGUGAUUUCCUCCCUUUUCUUCUUUACCAAACGGGAUGCUUCAGGUUCACAGUUGCGCGGGGUGAGAAGAUCAAGAAAGACUGAAGAAAAGCGAGUGGGGAGAGAGAGAGAGAUCGAGGGAUUAUGGCUCUCUUGCAUCUCUGUGUUUUUAUUCUGACGCUCCCCUGUAUGAACUUUGACCUGGUGAAUGCGGCCAGGCACGCGGUACACUGGAACAGUUCAAACAUACUACUUCGUAAGGAGGGCUACACAGUGCAGGUGAAUGUGAAUGACUAUCUUGAUAUCUACUGUCCUCACUACAACAGCAGUCAGAGGGGCGUGGCCGAGCAGUACGUCCUCUACAUGGUCAGCUAUCGAGGCUACCGUACCUGUGACCCACAGCUGGGCUUUAAACGCUGGGAGUGUAACCGCCCCCACGCCCCCCAUGCACCAAUCAAAUUCUCUGAAAAGUUUCAGCGCUACAGCGCCUUCUCGCUCGGCUACGAGUUUCACGUCGGACAGGAGUAUUAUUAUAUCUCCACGCCCACUCAUCACCAUGGCCGCAGCUGCCUGAGACUGAGAGUGUAUGUUUGCUGCUCAACAGCAUCUGAUUCAGAUGAUGAGCCUCAGCCCACAGAGCCAGACUACACUCUGAGACCUAACAUCAAAAUCGAUGACCUCGAUGACUAUGAUAAUCCAGAGGUUCCCAAAUUGGAGAAGAGCAUCAGCGGUAGCAGCCCAUCCAGAGAUCGCCUUCUUCUGACGGUGGCAUCGCUUUUCCUCAUUGCCCUCUCUGUCUCCUAGCAUCCACUUCUUGACCGUCGCCACACCAACGAGGCCUUGGGGCAAGGAAGGGUCCAGGGCCGAUUUAAAUAAAGCAAUGGACAGAUGGAUGUUUGGAAAGAUGCUGCAGCAGCUUGCUGAGUGUUGAGCACCAGCCCACAAUUCAACAGUGCUAUUCUUGUCUUACAAUAGGGACACACCUUGUGUGUCCUACAGACAAUACUAUUAUGGAUUUUAACACUAUAAUGACAACCGUGCCAUUUCGGUUACAAUAGGGGGGUGUACUUUGUGCGUGCGUGUGUUUUGUAUGUUAAGAGUUUGUGUGAGUCCAGUGUUUGGGGUGGGGCAGAUCUUUCCUUCAGUUCACGCUUAAGGUUGGAUAGCUCCAUUCAUCUGUGGAUUGGCAGGUUAAAAGUUUAAGAGCUUCUCAUCUGGUAUGAAAGCGAAAACAGUUGAGCAGCUCAGAUUACUUCUAACCCCAACUUCUGCAAAAUAAAACAUUUUUUUAAUUUCACGUAAUUCCAAAGCUAGUCUUUGUUUGGCAAUGCUGUCACAAAAUAUAACAUCUAAAGUAAACAACAAACGAAAACUGUAUUUUAUUAAGCAUUAAAAUCCAAUUACAUCAGAUUCUUUUUUUUUUACUUAUUGUGAUCGCACAUGAAAGCAGGGCAGUAAGGUGUUUUUGUUCUGCGAUGCAGAAAUUAAGAAGUGAUUUCGCAAACACAUUGAACACAUCAAGACAAACAGAAGCCAAAUAGCUUUUUCGUUGUUGCUUUGUUUCUUUCUCCCUUUUGAUAAAAGGUGCUUGUGUGAUUAAGUGAGGGUAUGUAUGUGUGCAUUAGCAAAGUGAUGCUGAAAUAAUUUCCUCCGGAUAUUCGCUGGACUUUAUAGACUGGAGAUGGACACCUUCACAGACACUGUACAUAAAACAAAACACAUGCAUUUAUUUAUGUGUUCGGAACAAAUGGACGCUAUGGACGACCUCGUGAGUUUGGAUCAUUCUGGAUUCGGAGAACUGUGUGAUUCGUUCCAGUUCAGACCAGUUCCACUUUUCGCUGCUUGCUACUUGACGUCUUAUUGUAUUGGUGGCGAUCAGACCAAAUGGAAAUUGAGGGGUCCGGUGGUUCUAAUCUGUUUCUACAGCAACAGUCAUUCAGCAGUGUGUUUGCUAUAAUGCACACACACCUAAAGUCACUAGAGAUCAGCAGGAAAUCAGAACAACACGGCAAAAAAGCGAAAUAAGCGUGUUGCAGACAACAAUUCUGAUGACACUUUUGCCAAGAGUAAUAAAAGCGAAACGCUUCGGGGAAGGUAGUAAUUGUGUUGUUAUGAGCUUUUCAAUGGCUAAACGGCAACAUGCAUCAUCUCACAACAAGGUUCAAAAUGAAGGUUAUUACACUAGCACCUUAUCGUGACUGUCACAAAACCAUACCACAGACCAUGAUAGCAACCAGCGCCGCUUCUUGCCAUGCAAAUACUGCUUAAACUAGCAAUGGCAUGUGGUUUAAGAGAAAUGAUUUGUGGUAGAGGUUUUCUAACAUAGAUUCGUAAUGGAAGUGUUACAUUUUGUCACACCUACAGGCUGUCUCUAUAUUGAUAAAGCCGUUUAUUGUAUCAUUCCGCUUUUGCUCUGAAAAUAGUUUCAGUUCAUGUGAAACAUUAUUAUGUCUGCUUUAUAUUCCAUUGCUAUGAUUGCUGUGUUAGCACUGAAAUCCAGAACAUGAAUGAAAACUUUCUCUGAAUGAUAUCAUGUAAGUAAUUUACAGACUUGAAUCUACAUUUGUUUGUUUCAUGACUUUCACGUUGUCUUUUAAAGGUACUGGGUCGAUGAUAAGUACAUUUUGUGUUUAGAAAAGAUGUGCUUAUUGGGGUUUUAAUGGCUUGAUGGAAUAAUGUUAUGUUUCAGAGGGGAUCGGGUCAAGGGAGGGAAAAUAUCACUCUUCAAAUGUUGCACUUACAAAAAGUUUGACACAAGAAUUGUGUGUGUGCAUUUCUGUAUGUGUUUGUGUGAGAGAAGUUGUCAUUUGUCUUUAAUGAAAACUAGCCUAAAUAACCUUUCCAUCUUUUAUGCGUGUGUGAAAGAAUGAGAGCUCAAAGAGGUAAUAAAGAAAGAGGCCAGAGUGUACGUUUAUGUGUAUGUGUGUGUUUAGUAUUGUUUUGCAUUAUUUAGACUAAGCAUAUUGUGUGGGUGAGACACAAGAGAAAUUGCAUUGUUUUGGGGGAAACAACAAAGGCAUUUAUUAGUGUUGGAAACAACGAAUUACAAUCAUGUUUACCUUCAACUGGAAUGAAUUUGAAGAACUUGAAAAAAAUAAACUGUUAACUGAACAAACCAUAACAAAGCCUAUAAUAAUAAUAACAAUCGUGAUAACAAGCAUUUGUUAUUUUUUGCACAUUCAACCUUUGAUUUGUAUUCGUACAAACACAAUGUAAUUUAUGCACUCAUAUGGUUUGUAUGCU
Molecule: messenger RNA, 3834 nt
Organism: Paramisgurnus dabryanus
Lineage: Eukaryota; Metazoa; Chordata; Actinopteri; Cypriniformes; Cobitidae
Gene: efna3b
Product: ephrin-A3b
Biological process (GO): ephrin receptor signaling pathway; axon guidance
Cellular component (GO): plasma membrane
Molecular function (GO): ephrin receptor binding
Source: RefSeq, a predicted model, not a curated record